AUGCCAGCAAAAAGAAUUGCAGUGAUUGGAGCCGGGGUCAGUGGACUAGCUGCCAUUAAGAUCUGUCUGGAGGAAGGCCUGGAACCCACUUGCUUUGAAGGAAGUCAUGAUAUUGGAGGACUCUGGAGAUAUGAAGAAAACUGUGCACCUGGAAAGUCCUACAGUGUCUACAAGUCAGCAACCUGCAACACUUCUAAGGAGAUGACAGCUUUUAGUGAUUAUCCUUUUCCUGAUCAUUACCCCAAUUACUUGCAUAAUUCUAAACUGAUGAAGUAUCUCCGGAUGUAUGUCAAGCACUUUGAUCUUCUGAAGUAUAUCCAUUUCUUGUCAAAGGUGUGUAGUGUGAAGAAGUCCUCUGAUUUCUCUUCCACUGGACAGUGGGAUGUUGUGGUAGAGGCUGAUGGAACGCAAGAAUUCUAUGUCUUUGAUGCAGUCAUGGUUUGCAGUGGAUAUUACACUGAUCCCUGUUUUCCAUUAGAGAACUUUCCAGGUAUCACAAGUUUCAAAGGCGUUUAUUUUCAUAGUUGGGAGUAUAGAAGUCCGGAGACAUUUUUAGGAAAGAAAAUCCUUGUGGUUGGCAUUGGAAAUUCUGGAGCAGAUGUGGCAAGCGAGCUCAGUCAUGUGGCUAAACAGGUUUUCCUUAGUACAAGGAGAGGUGCCUGGGUAUGGAACCGUGUUUGGGAUAAUGGAAAUCCAAUGGACACUGUACUCUUCACUCGUUUUAAUAGUGUCAUCAAUCGAAUACUAACAACCUCCAUGAUCAACAAGUGGGCAGAGAAUAAAUUGAACUCAAGGUUUAACCAUGAUGUUUAUGGUCUACAGCCUAACCAUAGGUUUCUGAGUCACCAAGCUACCUUAAGUGAUGAUCUUCCCCACCACAUCAUUUCUGGAAGGUUACGAGUAAAACCAAAUGUGAAGGAAUUCACUGAAACUGCUGCCAUCUUUGAGGAUGGUACUCAAGCACAGGUUGAUGUUGUUAUCUUUGCCACUGGAUAUACUUUCAAUUUCCCUUUCUUAGAAGGCAAUUCAGAAGUUCUUGAUAGCCAGUGUUCCAUGUUUAAAUUUGUAUUUCCUCCUCAACUUGAGAAACCAACAAUAGCUUUCAUUGGCAUCCUCCAACCCAUGGGAGCUACUAUUCCUGUAUCAGAACUCCAGAGUCGAUGGGCUACACGAAUAUUCAAGGGACUGAACAAAUUACCUCCAGUGAGUGAUAUGAUGGCUACAGUCAAACAGAUGAAAGACAAAAUAGGAAAAAAGUAAGAAAUGUGACUGUUGGUGAAGGUUAACUUAACUUGUUUAGAUUGAACUAUUAGCCCAUUAGGUAUCAUUUAUAUUUUUUCUCAGCAUGGAAUCUUGGUCUAGAUAACAAUGCCUUGCUCUUCAUUGGUCCCUAAUAUAUGUUUAGCUAAUUGAAUUGAAUUGAUUUUGACCUACCUUCAGCAUCAUCAGCAGUC
Molecule: messenger RNA, 1454 nt
Organism: Monodelphis domestica (gray short-tailed opossum)
Lineage: Eukaryota; Metazoa; Chordata; Mammalia; Didelphimorphia; Didelphidae
Product: flavin-containing monooxygenase 5-like
Molecular function (GO): flavin adenine dinucleotide binding; NADP binding; N,N-dimethylaniline monooxygenase activity
Source: RefSeq, a predicted model, not a curated record